Messenger RNA from Jatropha curcas, 651 nucleotides. NCBI's taxonomy places the organism in Eukaryota, Viridiplantae, Streptophyta, Magnoliopsida, Malpighiales, Euphorbiaceae. The record is from RefSeq and is a predicted model, not a curated record.
AUGGCAAUGAUUGGCAAUGAUUUUAAGGCUUUAGUUUAUCAGUUCAUGGCUAAUGGAAGUCUAGAGGAGUGGUUGCAUCCAGUUGUUGGUGCAGAUGAGAUAAAUGUAGCAUCAAGGAGCUUAAACAUUCUGCAAAGAUUAAAUAUCGCCAUUGAUGUAGCUUGUGCACUUGAUUAUCUACAUCAUCAUUGUGCAGAAAAACCAAUCAUUCAUUGUGAUCUCAAGCCAAGCAAUAUUCUUCUCGAUGAAGAAAUGAUAGGGCAUCUUCUCGAUGAAGAAAUGAUAGGGCAUAUAGGAGAUUUUGGUUUAGCUAAAUUCCAUAUCGCGCCAAGCCAUGCCGAAAUGUCCAAUCAAUUGAGUUCUAUUGGAAUAAGAGGAACUAUCGGCUAUGCUCCUCCAGAGUAUGGCAAGGGCAAUGAGGUGUCAAGAACUGGUGAUGUCUAUAGUUAUGGUAUUCUGCUGUUGGAAAUGUUCACUGGGAGGAGGCCUGUGGAUGGAACUUUCAACGAAGGUUUUAACCUUCAUGAUUAUGUCAAGACUGCUUUGCCAGAACAAGCAGAAGAAAUAUUAGAUCCUAGUCUUCUAAAGGAAGCAAAGGAAAGCAAGCAGAGGAAAUAUAGCAUGAGAAUGCUUCAGAGCGGUUUAGAAUAA